AUGAGCCUUAUCCAAGAAAUCCGAGAGAACAUCACAUUACAUCGACAGCCACUGCAGAUCCAAGAUCUCUUGGAGGAUGUCAUCAUAAAUGGAAUCGUCUCAGAGAAGACAGCCUUUAUGCUCCUAAAAGGAUUCUCAAACCUAUCGAGUCGCUGGCUAUUCCUGAGCACGGACUUGACCGAUGUACGUGCCAAGUCGCCCCUUCUAUUCGGCACUUGUAUUCUUGCUGGUCUUCACAUAACUCCAUCAUUGCACGGUUCUUCAACACAUCACGCAUUAUACCGCCAUGUUCAUGGACUGUUAGGCCGGUCCCAAUUUGUAUCUGCUGUCUCCCCAGAAACCAUUCAAGCUAUGUUGAUUUGUUCCAUGUGGGACUUGAGACCAACAAGAGAUCAUGAUCAUGGCAAUUCGUGGCUUUUGAGCGGUACAGCAGCAAUGCAGGUUAUGAUCACGACUUCUUUUGAACAGCUACUGCAGACUAGUAGCAUUCAGGAACAGGCACGAGCGCGUGAGAUCUUACGCACCUGGAACUUGAUCUGCUUGUGUCAGCUACAAUUCUCAGUUGGCUCUGGUCGACCACCUGUCAUUGCGGGACAAUACUUCGAUCAAUGCGCAAAGGUUCUCGAGUUCCCGUCUUACAAUUCCCGAGACGAGCUGGUACUAGCUGGAGUGUACCUUUACCGAACACUAUGGGAGCUGGUUAGCUCAAAUGCGAUCCAGAAGGAAGUUCCAGCCUGGCUUGAGAUUGAUCAACUCUGCAAGUCGCAAGAACACAUUUACAACCUGGACUCCUCCGAGCCUUUACGAUUUGCCUAUUCCUGCGCUUAUCUGAUACUUGCUCGCCGCACCCUACAGCACAUACAUGAAUCUCAGCCUGGGCCCUCAAGCAACACAAGAAGUAGACCUGAAGCCGAUAAUGCUAUUCCAUUUAUCAGAUUUGCGAUCCAUCACUCGAACCAGAUUUUGGUUCUCUUUCUGUCCAUGUCAGAUCUUACCACUUGCAUCCAUCCGGCAUACGAGAACCUGCUGUGUUCAUUUGCGAUGGUCACAUUAGCGGAGUUCGUUAGCCAUGUGGUCAACAUUGGCGAGGUUAUCAGGCUCAUGGAGCGGGCUAUAUCUCAUAUCCAGCGUGGCGGGAAGGCCGAGCCUGUGAGUCGGUGGUCAUUGAAUGUUAUUAAGCAGCAUAUCAGUGGGACUGAGUUAGACUCGUUGACAGAAGGAGCUGAUGGUACCGAGACUCUCCCUCCACCCACAGUAGAUAAUACUAAGUCGUGGGUGGAUAGUGACUGGAAUGUGAACAUUGAGCAGGAGUUUCCAUCUCUUGAAGAUAUGUUCUUUGGGAACGCGGUUUGA
This is a messenger RNA of Penicillium pulvis, 1353 nucleotides long. Its product is annotated as fungal specific transcription factor domain-containing protein. Gene Ontology annotation, biological process: regulation of DNA-templated transcription. The record is from RefSeq and is a predicted model, not a curated record. Gene Ontology annotation, molecular function: DNA-binding transcription factor activity, RNA polymerase II-specific; transcription cis-regulatory region binding. Gene Ontology annotation, cellular component: nucleus. Bases 1 to 1353 code for a protein of 450 amino acids. The transcript is spliced from 4 exons. Lineage: Eukaryota; Fungi; Ascomycota; Eurotiomycetes; Eurotiales; Aspergillaceae.